AUGGCCGAACCCACCGACACGUCGCGAGACACCACCGCCCCCGUCCGCGAAGACCCCUCGCGCGCGAAUCCGCCUAAGUCCCCGCCGACGCAUUCGCCGCACCCGCUCCAGGCCGCCGCCGUCAUCACGUCCCUUGAAUCCCGCCUCGCAGAAUCGGAAGCCCUGCGCCGCGACUCGGAGACACGCAUCCGCAAAUUGGAGCAGAUGGUGGAACAAUUGAUGAGAGAAUCCACCGCACCUGCUGGGGCGCAGGUCGGGGAGGCUCUGCCGGUGAGACCGGUCCCCCUGGACGUCCCCCCGCACACAUUUUUGGGACGCCCGGGAGCUGCCGCUGACCCCUUGCUCGUACCCCUGGGGGGGAAUCUCACAGCGGAAUUAGGGACGGCCCUUCCUCGGCGGUGAUUAGCUCUCGUUGGAGAGGGACAUUGCCGGACCGGGAAGGGUUAUGGACCGGAGAUCAUCCGGAAAGGUUGGUGAUUUUCACUGCGUUUGGGGAGUCGUAUCUUUCUCUCUUGUGCGACAUCUCCACCUCCGACCUUUUCGACACGAGCCGAGUGAUCCAGCUUGUGGCGACGCUAUUUUUUCGUACGACAACCCGACAGCGCCGCCAAUCCCCGCUCGAUUGGGCCGUCGAGGCGAUGAGGGACGCGCUUGGAGAAGGGCGCCCUCAUUGUUGGACGUCGCUCAUGAAGGCAGUGGGACGUCGUUGGCCCGACCCGGGUUCGCCGAUAGAGUGGCUCAAGACUUCCACGGAUGUCGCCAGUCGUCGUCUCGGGCUUACGACCAUGUCGGGGAGUGGCGGGCGCGGUACCGUGCCUUCGUGCACGACAACGAUAGUUUCACCCUGUCGCCGCUUCAGCUCGCCACGACCUUCUACCAAUCGCUCAGUGACUCCUCCAAGCGGAAGUGCGGGCGGGAAUGUUACGUGAAUACCACGACAACUCGCUGGUGACAAUUGGGCGAUUCGGACUGAAGGUCCCGUCCAUCGACGAGAUUACCGAGUGGGCCGCUAUCGCCGACGACAUUUCUCCUCCGCCUUCGGUUCCGACCCCACCAAGCCGCACGCGACCUAUGGCGCGAUCGUCAAAGCUCCCCGAGUGAGCCCACCUGCGACCAACACGCCCACCGUCGACGAGAGGUUCCCGAUCCGACGAGCUCGAUGGGUCGACCGCGCUACUAAGUGGCAGCAAUCGCACUUGUGGAAGGACCGCUCCACCUGGUUUUCCCCGGCGCCCAGCGGGGUACCCACCAGCAUGGCUUGCUUCAACUGCGGACGAGGCGGUCAUUUCUCGCAGCACUGCACCGCGGAGCGUCAAUCCCCGGUCGCCGUCCAACUCUCAGCGGUCGCUGUGGCCGACUUGGAUGACGAAGAUUGGUCCUCGGUCGCAGGUGGUGACGAGGAUCCCGAGGUGAGAGUCCCCAUUUCACUCGAGCGUGUUCAGACUCGACCUUUGAGUUCCGUUUCCGGCUUCAAUGACGCGCCCUUCUUGCCCUCCCGCAGACCCCGUUGGCCGAAUGAAAGAAGGGGCUUCUUCUUCAUCGACGUCGAAGUCUCAUCAAGUAAUCCGCAGCCAACCGCGCCGGCAAGUGAUGCAGAUCUACGUCGUCUUGCCGAUGACUCGACCGACUCUGCGUUUGACGCGGUGGAAGACGUCCCCUCUUAUGCUGAUGCCGCGUCGCGAAUGCGGCGAUACUGGGGGCCGGAGGUGGUGUCGUCGCGCAAAGCGGAGAGGACUGCAUCGGUGAGCUCUGUUCGUGUCCGGUGCCGUUGGGGGUUUUCUCUCUUGGAGUCCGACACGCCCCUGAUCGACGUCGACGACUUCGCCCGACCCGCCGAGCCCGCGAUUGUUGCGCGCCCGCAAUAUUAUUGCGUGGACGUUGCCGUCUGGGCGAACGCUGCGUUGCCUCGUCGACUCUGGUUCGGAAGUGGACUUGGUGGAUCAGGAUGUCGUGCGAACAGACCCGAGUUUCACGACGUCCCGCCUUACCGCGCCGCUGCACUUGCGCCUCGGCACUCGCGACAAAUCUGACCGCUGCGCCGUGUUUGCCAACGCCCUCUUCACGUCCGGUUCCCUCGACCUCGGCUUGCGGGCGUUUUUCAUUUGCCGUGUGACGGGCAUAUGAUGCUAUCCUGGGUUUGCCGUUCUGAAGGACACCGGCAUGCUGGUAGGCUGGGCGUCUUCCACCGUCGCACGGCGGGCCCUUCGCAGCCGGUCGCCAAGGGGCACUCACGAGUGGGAUCGCGCAGUCACGGUGGCGCCCAUCUGCUCCGGCUCUGCCAUUGGCUACGAUCACCCAGGGUUGCUUCCUGACGACGAGAUCAUUGGCCUCGAGCCGCACAACCCUCUACUGGAUGUCGUCGACGACCCGGGCGCUCGAGGAUUUGUCUGAGUCCGAAGCACGAACACGAUUGGCUGCCUUACUCGAGAAAUACUCUGAUGUGUUCGUAGAUUCGCUCCCAAUGGACCGACUCCCGCCUUAUCGACCCGUCAAUCACGAAAUCCCUUUGAUCGACCCCAACGAGAAGGUCAAGCGAGGGUCUAUCCCUUGCCGACAAAUAUCGUAGCCAGUGGGCGGAGCAUUCAGCUAAGUACACUCGCGGUCGCUUCUGGGUUUCUGGUCCGAUCGACUCUGCGGCUCCGGUCUUCGCCAUUCCGAAAAAGAACUCCCAGACCGCUCGCUUUGUGAUCGACCUCCGCGCUCGCAACAGCAACACCGCCAAGCGUUUUUCACCUAUCCCCGACAUGACCAGUGUUCGCUACGAAGUGGCACGUUCGCGCUACCGGUCCAAAUUCGACGUGGCCGCAGCGUUUGAGCAGGUGCGGGUCAUACCGAGCACGUCGAUCGCACCGGCUUCGCCACGGUCACGGGCACGUACACGUCGCGGGUGAUGCAGUUUGGGACACCAAUGCGCCCAACACCCUGAACUUGUUGACAUCGGCGAUGUUUCAGCCGUGCCUCUCGUUUGCCAAGAUCUUUUUCGACGAUGUUCACGUCCAUUCCGAUACUCGUCGCGCGCACUUAAGACACAUCGAGAUUUUGCUGAUGACACUGCGACAUUAUCGGUUCUACUUAGGAUCCAACAAAUCCGAGUGGUUCUCAAAGUCGUUAGAUUCCUUGGGCGCGAUCAUCUCCGACGACGGCAUCGAGGUCGACCCGGCCAAGUGGGAGCGUAUCCGACAGUGGCCGACUCCACACAACAAGACCGACGUUCAGCGUUUCCUCGGCACCGUGAAUUGGAUGCGAGAUCACCUGCCCCACCUCUCGAUCACCUUGGAGCCCAUCACCGCAUUAUUAGCGCAAUCGACGUCGUGGCGUUGGAACGAGCGCGAGCAGCAGGCCUUCGACACCGUCAAGUCCCUCGUGCCAGCAACACUGCGACCGAUCGACGGCGCUAAGGUCACCUCCGGCGAGCACAAAAUCUACUUGUUCACCGAUGCCAGUCGUGUUGGCAUUGGCGCUUGCCUGGCCUCGGGCCCCACUCGUUCGCAGGCCAUUCCUACGCGAUUCUUCUCCGCUAAGUUCAAUGGCGCUCAGCUCAAUUAUCACGUCACUGAUAAGGAGUUCUUAGCCGUCGUUUCGGCGUGUCGGGCGUUCGAGCAGCACUUGAUCGGUUACCCCUUCGUCAUCGUCACCGACCACCAAGCCCUUCGCACGAUUAAAACGCAGAAGUUACGCCAAACACCCCGGCACAUCCGCAUGUGUCUCGAACUCAGCCGUUUCGACUUCGAAUUCGAAUUCAUUGCGGGCAAGAACAACUCCCUUGCCGAUUCGUUGUCACGCUUGUGGAAGUCAAGGGGGAUCGCCCUGUGA
Messenger RNA from Microbotryum saponariae, 3813 nucleotides. Lineage: Eukaryota; Fungi; Basidiomycota; Microbotryomycetes; Microbotryales; Microbotryaceae. The record is from the annotation of a GenBank genome assembly.